AUGGACCUUUACGAGUGGCAGCCGCUCGAAGAAGGCGCCUUUAACGGUGAUGAGGGUGACGUAUCGCUGAACCUCAGUGCCCACAGCAGUCACUUUGGCUCCUCAGACGGUCUCGCUUCGUGGGACAAUGACGCUGAGAGGGGAAGGGAAGAGGAAGAAAAGGAGGAGGUGACACGGCUGCUCCAGACGCGACACAGAGUCGAGCGGCUGCUUGAGCGGUUGGAGCGGUACAGUGCGAAGCACGUGUCUGUCAAGGGCUUGGCCCGGCUUCGUCGCCGUAUGGAGAGGGAGUUGGAACUGCUCAACGCCGCCGUACACACCGCCUCGCGGCAGAACGACGGUGCGGAGCUGCACCGUCCACAUUCACAGGGGAUGAAUGCCCACCAUCUCGAGACGGUGAUGUUGGCGCUGGAGUGCGAACCGGGCGUGGUGAGUGUGUGCACGUCGGUGCGCUCCACCGGCGGCAGCGGCGACAGUGCCGCGCAGGGGAACGUUGAGGUGGAUGUCGUGUCGUGCGACGGGCUGCGCUGGGUGAAGGUACGCGCCGCCUCGACGCGACGCCUUCUAGCGGAGAUGGAUGAGCCCGGAUGGGAGGCGGCGCUUUCACGCCUUCUCGCGAGAGCCCGCGCAAGACGACUGCCGUUUAUGCGGCGGCCUGAAGUUGUUGUCCUGUUCCGCGACCACCCGCCGCCGGCGAUGGUGGAUGGGAUUCUUCGCUUGGGCGCGCGGCCGGUGAGUUGCGCUGCGCUGUUGGCCCGCGUGGGGCGUAGUGGUGCUGCGCUCCAUUGGCGAGGGACCGAUUUUCUUCCGCCGCUCUCCUUCGCGGUGAACUUUGUCUGCUUUGACACAACGGCUCUCGUGGCGCUUUGCUCGGAGGCGUGCUUUGCGGACUCCAUAGAGGCUAAUGUUGUGGCGUUACGUAACUUUCGCGUGAUGGCCGAACAGCACCGGCGGGAGCUGGAGGAUCCGUGUGUGCGCCGCCAUGUGGAGCCCGCUUUACAGCGCUACACGGCAUGGCUCGACACACAUAGGUUUGCUGCUGCGAUGUCUGAGAGUAUGCAGCGGUGUGGCGGAGAUUCAACGUGUACACCAACCGCCAACGCCAUUGAGUUGGCGUGGUUGGAGGAACUCGUCGCCGCAACGACGCCGGCGGACGAGAUGCUUUCCCCCAUUCGGGAGAGCACGGUGGUUCGUGACGUGCACGACAUGCGGUGCGAGCGGUUGCUGCGAGGGGCAGUCGAUAGUCAGCCGAAUUGGAUCGUCGCCGACAUCACGCUGGCAGAGUUCCGGUGGAUUCUUGAGACCAUCGCCGGCCCCCGGGAGCUACGUCGUGCGCUCACACUGCUGCGUUGCUGCUGCGCUGUUUCGAUGGACCGCCGAUGGCUUGACGGUGGCGACGUGCCGCUUCUCACUCACGUGUCGGUGCUUGCCGCCAAAGAGAGUAUCUCCCUGCGCAAUCGCCUUGUUUUCGGGUUGGGCGACGCUGUGGGAGCUGUGGUGCUUUCAUCUAACCGACAGAUCCUCCACGCCGCGCGGGAUGAAGGCGUGGAGCUGCUCGUGGUCUCGCACCCGGCGCGGGCACUGAUGGAGCAGAAGAUUAACUCCAUGCCGCGGAGGGAUGGACCAAAGACACCCCCUCCGAUCGGCACCAGUGGCGGUGACGGAACGCAACAGUAG
Trypanosoma grayi is the source of this 1677-nucleotide messenger RNA. RefSeq lists its product as hypothetical. The record is from RefSeq and is a predicted model, not a curated record. The coding region runs from base 1 to 1677 and encodes 558 amino acids. The transcript has a single exon. Lineage: Eukaryota; Euglenozoa; Kinetoplastea; Trypanosomatida; Trypanosomatidae.